AUGAGAGAGGUUAAAUUAAAGGUAGAUCUAGACGGAAUGACUAGGGCAUGCCGAUCUUUUAUUCACAUACCCGGCAUGAAAAAGGUUAUUGAACUCAAUGAUGAUGUGUGCUACUUGAGCAUACUAAGACACAUAUUUGAUGGGACUAUGACAAUAGAAAAUGUUCAGGACAGCGGGAGAGAAACAGACCAGUGCACCGAAAAAGAAAGAGAGUACAUUUUAAACACAAUUAAGAACAACAUUUACAAACACUUUGUGUACGAUGUAGACAGAGAAGGCCCUAUGCAUUGGUUAUACACAGUAAUAAAGUAUGGAGGGGACAGAUUGGCUGAAUUCAAGCCUAUUUGCAUAAUGAACGAAGUUAUUGCACCGCCAAACACGUUUAUAUACAACCCAGAGCACGGGAUUCGCAGAAAGCAUGGCAUGAAUGAAGCGGUUGACAAUAUAGAGCCAGAUCAUGAAAGCGCUGGCCUGGGCACCCGGGAGUACACACUGGAAAUUGACGACACAAAGUUCGAGAGCUUGAAGAGUCUGUUUUGGUUUACCGCAGGAAAUCUGGAAAGAGAGUUUCUCUAUUGUAGAUUUAAUUUCGAGCUUUUAUCGAAGAUAUCUAUUUUGAAGAAGUUCCUCGCUGACGAAACAUUCUACACGCUAGACGAGCUGUACACCAAAAAGCACGAAAGUGCUAAUGUAGCUCUGGUGGACUACGGGCUAAAUUUUAUUUUGGAGAAGGCCCUCGAAAUUAGAGACCUGCUCGAGGAAGCUGAAGAGGAAGAGUCGGCCUAUACUAUCAGUGUGCAGAUAAUCGAGAAAGUCAGCAAAGUGUUUACCGAGGAAGACUUAAAAAUAGCUAUUUCCAUCUUCAACAAUAUUGAAGACAUUUAUUUCGAGAGACAAAUGCACGACCAGAUGAUUAAAACACUUGAGUACAUGGCAAGUAAAAAUAUGCGUUUGGAAGAAAAGAACAGGAUGAAAACGCUGAUGAUAAAGCCUGACUUUAGCAACUUUUAUGAGAAGUACAUAAACAAAGAAGGCUUGAAAGCAGAAAUGAUGGAAGAAAGACGUGAGCUGUGCAGAGAAAGAAGCGCAACUUUUGACUCUCGAACUGAGGCAAAAAAAAUAAGAGAAAAGCUGCAGAAAAAGAAAAACAUAUUUACCCACAUUUCUCAGAGAUACAUUCAAACAGAAGAAGAAAAGAAGGCUUUGGAAAACAUAGAACAAAAAGUCAACUAUCUGGAUAAUAAACUACACCUACUAUACUGGCAGAUAGAAAGAGAACAUUUGCAGCACAAUAACAUUCGUAGUGAAUAUCCGCUUUCUAACUUGUCUGAAAUAAAGCCAGUCCAAAGACAGUACAUCUUCGAGAAGCUGCAGGAACUGGGGAAAGUAUACGGCAUAAACGUAGUAGCAGAUGGAGACGACAGGACAGACGAAAUACCUAAAAAGAGGAAGUUCACUUUGUCAGCUCUAGCAAGCCAAAAGAGCACAGUUGGAAAAAUACUAUCCGGUACUAUUGUCCUGGCAGCAGUGCCAACUCUAUUUUUCAUUCAUCAUUCGAAGAGUAAUCCAAUGACUGCUGGAAUUAAUGAUAGCUUGUACCACGUCGUGGACAGCAGCCAGCUAGGAAACAUAGGCAACCCGAGCAUAUCUUGA
Molecule: messenger RNA, 1653 nt
Organism: Nematocida minor
Lineage: Eukaryota; Fungi; Microsporidia
Exons: 1
Coding region: 1-1653 (550 amino acids)
Source: RefSeq, a predicted model, not a curated record